AUGAAAUCUCCUAUCCCCGACUAUCUUCACCAGGUAUUGGAAAAUGCCCGCCCGGAGGAGUCCGGAGAGCUUGCCAGCUACAUCGAUGUCUUGGCUAAAGCGGACCCCUCCAAAAUGGCCAUUGCGCUGUCGACUGUAGAUGGGAAUCUCUACUCGGCCGGGGACGACGAGGUUGAAUUCUCCAUCCAGUCCAUUUCCAAAGCCUUCGUGUAUGCUCUGGCUAUUGAGGAUGCUGGGCUGCCACGAGUCUUGGAAAAAAUCGGGGUGGAACCAUCCGGCGACGCAUUUAACAAGCUGUCGUUGCAACCUGGUACCAACCGACCAAUGAACCCCAUGAUCAAUGCCGGUGCUAUCGCCUCGCACACAAUGGUGGUGGGCGAAAAUGCCACAGCAGAGCAACGCGUUGAUCGCAUAUUGAAGGCAUUGUCGAAACUGGCAGGCCGGGACUUGGAAGUGGAUGAGGAAGUCUACGAGGCCGAGCUCAAGGACGCGAACCGAAAUAUCGCCAUUUGCUACAUGCUCAAGGCGGCAGGCAUCAUUUCGUGUGAUCCACAGGAGGCUGCACGCGGUUAUAUCCGCCAAUGCUCUAUCAAAACCAACGUGCGCGACCUGGCCAUGAUGGCAGCAACUCUGGGCAAUGCCGGCAUACAUCCCAUCACCGGGGAGGAAAUUAUGCCACACCAAAGCGCCCGCCAGGUCCUGUCCGUCAUGACCACCUGUGGCAUGUACGAUGCUGCUGGUGACUGGGUGUCCCGGGUUGGCAUGCCCGCAAAGAGUGGCGUGGCCGGCGGUAUCAUCGGCACCCUUCCCGGCCAAGUGGGCAUCGCCGUCUUCUCUCCGAAACUGGACGGGCGUGGCAACAGUGUCCGAGGCGUCAAGAUGUUUGAGCAGCUCUCGUCCGAAAUGGGCCUACACAUGAUGGACAUCAGCCAGGUCGGCAGGGCUACCGUGCGUAUAUGGACUGUGACCAUUGUUGGCGGCGCCGAUCAACCCCACGAGUGUCCGCAGGAGGUGCCUGUCUUUGGUCUGCGAGGCGCCGUCCGUUUCGCGGGCUCUGAACGCCUUACUCGUGCUAUUGUGCGCGAGUUCACCCCUCCGACCGCUGCCAACCCCGAGUAUGGGCGACACAGAAAUGCUUGUGCCGUCAUAUUCUCAUUCAAAGACACUUAUUCCCUAAACUACGUUGCGCAGCGCAUCAUUGGUGAGGAUAUCCGUCGCCUUCUUGACGCAGGUAGGAAUGUGGUGGUGAUAGACCCUUCCAAGGUCCUCAGGAUUGACGGAAACCCUGCUUUUAUGGCUAUAUCCCCUCGAGUGGUCAACGACGAAGCUGAGGCGCGUCAUUAUAUCGGUGGUCGAGGCUGCAGGGCCGUCUCCAUUAGUGAAGAUUGGUGA
This is a messenger RNA of Aspergillus bombycis, 1392 nucleotides long. RefSeq names its product glutaminase. Bases 1 to 1392 code for a protein of 463 amino acids. Lineage: Eukaryota; Fungi; Ascomycota; Eurotiomycetes; Eurotiales; Aspergillaceae. Gene Ontology annotation, molecular function: glutaminase activity. The transcript has a single exon. Gene Ontology annotation, biological process: L-glutamine catabolic process. The record is from RefSeq and is a predicted model, not a curated record.